Messenger RNA from Phascolarctos cinereus (koala), 4867 nucleotides. It is a transcript of the gene CUNH1orf53, whose product is annotated as chromosome unknown C1orf53 homolog. The record is from RefSeq and is a predicted model, not a curated record. Lineage: Eukaryota; Metazoa; Chordata; Mammalia; Diprotodontia; Phascolarctidae.
CAAUAAAUAUUUAAGCUCCUACUAUGUGCCAGGAACUGCAUACAGGGGAUACAAAUACCAAAAGAGAGAGUCCCCGUCCUCAUGGACCUUACAAUCUAAUGGGGGAAGACAAAACACAAAGGGAAGUUGAAAAGGGGUUGGAUGGAUGGGGAAUAGGUACCAACUGGGGCCGUGGUGGAAAAGUCAGAGACAUUCCAAAGUAGCCCAGCCAGGUGAGAAAUGACAUGUACGAGCUGCGCUCUGUCCUUAAUUAAAGGUUUGGAAUUCAUCUAUUCAAGAAUUCUUUCCAAUGUUGCAGAUAGUAACUCAUACACACUUUCCUUAAGUCUCUUGUCCAUGUUCUCCCUAAAGUUCACCAUAUGGGAUCCACCUAAUACGCUGGAAACAUUCCUUAAUUUCUCUCAGCAUUUUGAGGGUAUGUGUAGAGUGCUCUGGCUGUCAAUCUCUCACCCCUUGCUCUUGCCAUAUGACCAGUCCAUCUUCUCUCCCAGUCACAUAAUUUCUUAAUGACAUCCUUUUCAGAGCUCCUCAUUGGUUAUACUGUAUAAAUUCUUCAUACCCAUCAUACACCUUUCUUUUGCCUUCUCUGUGAUACUCAUUUUCAGUUGUUCGGAGGUAUAUUCCACAUUUUAUUAUAAUAUAGUAGUUCUGUUAAAAUGUUAGUAUUGAAAAGCUGGGCCUUUGAUUUCUUAACAAGCUAAAGUCAAAGAUCUUUACAAUUACGCAAAAGUGAUCUAUACUAUUUUUCUCUUUUUCAAGGCUAGGCUUAGCUCAUCAUACAUCUGUAAAAUCUUCUGUCUCAGAUAGAUAUAAUGAUGGAUAAGUUGUAUAGGCUGGCCAUCCAAAUACAGGAUUCAAAGAAACUAAAUUCUAGUUGGAGAGGUUUAAUGGAGAUUAGAAGAUGCCAAAAGGCAAAUAUGUGGAUUAUAUCAAGGUAGGGGGAAAAAAGGAUAGGAGCCAAAGCAUGAAGAUAAAAAAAAUAUACUCUAUUUAAGGAUGGUUUCAAGUAAGAGUCCAGUGUAAUUAGAAUGUAGAAUAUUUGAAAGAGUAUACAGUGAGACAUAUGGCCAAAAAGGCUGGAUGAUAUCAGAUCACACAGGGCCUUGAGUGUCAGGCUAAGGAUUCUGAACUUUAUUUGGAAAUCAAUGAUACCCCACUAAAGGUUUUGAGGGCAAUUAAUGUAUAUGAUAGAUUGGCAGCUGGGUGCUUGGGAAGAGACUAGAGGCAUAGACCUAUCAGGAAGCUUUUGCAACGUGACAGGAAACCACCAACUUAAAUAAAGGCAGUACUUAAAUGAAGAGAAUGGAAAAUUUUAUAAUAUUGUAGGUGUGACCUUAACACAGUGCCCAGCAUACAGUAGGUGCUUAAUAAAUGUGAGAAUGACUGAGUAGAAUCAAUAAGACACUGGAGUUGGUUGGAGGUGGGCUGUAUAUGCCAUUAUCUAUUUGGGUCACUUAAUAAAAGACUAAGACUGAAAUUUAUCACUGGAUCAUUCAUCCUCCUAACACCAAGUGAUCUGAUUGAUAUGCACUGAUUUGUCAUUUUGGUAUGCUUUUGGCAAUUCUUAGGAUGGAAAUCCUCCCUCUCUACCCUCUUCCUUCCCAGAUGCAUAGGGAAUGUUUGUCAUUCACCUUGGUGGGCCAAAGAAAAAAUGCUGUGGAAAAGGUUAAAAUUCUUCCUUUUGGGUUAUUUCUCCCAAGGUCUCCCCAAAGUUGCAUUUAACACCCUGAAGUUUGGUCCUGGUCAAGGUGGGUAGGGAGGAGACUGACUGUCCUAUCAUCUUCUUCACCUCCCAGAGAUUCCAGCUUGGUUGGAACUCUCUUUUAAGCUUCCAGACACUAUGAUAAUGAUGGUUUCUAACCUCAAAUAAUGGAUCUCUAUCUAACUACCCAAAAUAAUAGGUAUUUUACAAAAACCAUCACAGGGUGUCCCAAGAGUAUACAUUUGUUUAAGGCAUUUGGUGAAGAUAUUCUCACCUAAUAAAGGUACCAGGGUUAGAAGGGUUAGAAUAUGUUAUUGUUACUUUAAAUGGGAUUGCAUGAUCGAUUAGCUUAAUUGGCCCUCUCCCCUACUCCCCCCAUAAGUUUGAGUUCACUUUCCCCUGGACUCUUUAUGUACCUGUGGGAGAGUGUGCUCCUGUUUUGUUGGGUACCACUAUUUUUACUGUACCACCUUAGUAAAUACUGAGAGAAAUGAUUAUUAAAUAACCAACUGUUAAUAUUGGGGAGAUCCAGGAUUUUUUUCCCUUCCUCAUUUAGAGAUUAGGUCAAAGCUUAGUUCUCUGAAGGGCAGGGGGAUGAUGAGAUGAAAUCUUGGAAUUGUUAUCCCACUUAAGAGACCUUCACAAAGAAUUUAAUCUAAGGUGAAUUCCAGCCCAUUAUGUUCCACUCAGCCAGGUCUGAAUUGCACAAGGCUGGGGGUGAUUUGGGAAAGAGUGAACAAAGUCACAUCUCCCAGCCCCUUCACUUCUCAUUAUAAUAUCCAUUCUUCUCAUUGUUAACCAAUCUGAGUUGAUUACCAUCCUUAGGAACACUGGCUCUUCCAAAGGCCUAUAAGCAUUGAGUGGGUUCCAUGAGGUAUCUUUGGCAUUCAGAGUUCCAUUGACCCCUUUUAUUAAUUAUCUACUAGCAUGCUUAAUAAAAUAAUUACUUCUCUCCAAAUUUUUAUAUGUCACAAUAUCCUAAACAAAAAUAAAGUCUGCCUGGUUAGCUAAUAACAACUGAUGAUUGAAGGAAGCACAUUAGUGGGAAUUUGCAAGCCAUACAUAGCACUAGAAAAGACACUCCCACUCCUUCUUCUCAGGGCUACCCCUAUAAUCCUUAGUGGAGAGACAGUAGUCCCCCUUUGGGGACCCAUCCUUCCAAUGUGGGUGGUGUUUGGAAAAGUAUCUCUAGAUGCUAUGUAAACAAAAGAAAUUCGCAGUAAUUUGGGUUGGGACUAAUAACCAUUAGGAAUAUCAAGAAAAGCCUCUUGAAGAAGGUGGUAGUCCUGGAGCUGAGUCUUAAAGGAAGCCAGGAGUUCCAAGAGGCAGAGGUGAGGAGGGAGAGGAUUUCAGGUUCUACCUGGUUCUAACACGGGGAGGCAGCAGAUGGAAUGCUAUAUACCAGGACGACCAUAUAGAUCAAUUGAGUUAAAGAGUAGCCUGUGUGAGAGGGAAUAAUGUCGAAACUAGGUGGAAAGACUGAAUAGAAUAGAUUAUGAAGGUCUUUUAAAUGCCAGAGGAGUUUGUAUUUUAUCCUAAAGGCAAUGAAGCGCUAAGAUUUCUUAAUCAGGAGUAACAUGGUCUGGCUUGUAUGUUACACAUAUUUGGCAGCUGUGUGGAGGAUGGACAGGGAGGCCAAUUUGAAGGUUAUUACAAUAAUAGUCCAGGUGAGAAAUUCUGUGGACUUGGACUAAGGUAGCUAUGGGAAUACAGAGAAAAAUAGAAAGGAAUGCAAGAAAUGUUGAGGCAGUGGAAUCAACAGGAUCUGGCAGCUGACUAGCUAUGGGGUGUGGGGGAAGAUUGAAAGCAAGUAGUGGGCAACUUUUUCCAACUUGACUAAAAGAAAGGUAGCACUCUCAACGAAAAGAGGGAAGUUUGAAAGAACAUGAAGAAGCAGAUGUUACAGCAAAUUAGGAGCCAGAGCUUCAGGAUGACCAGGAUUCAAACCCUGCCUCUGACAGCAGUUGUUUGUCUGACCCUGGACAAGUCACUUAAAACCUCAGUGUCCUAGGCAAUUAAUACUAAACUUUUUAACAGGUAUCCCGCAGUCUACACCAAUAAAAUCAUAUAUCUCGACCAGUGGAAAUCCCACAUUAAUGAUCUUCUUAGGGUGGAUUUAUGGUUUUGGGUUUUUUUUUUUAACCCUAAGAGUGGACCAGAUGCUGGUAGUCCCAUUUGGCUGAGCGGAGGAGGAGAGGUAGUAUGCAUGCUAAAAAUGAUCACAGGGACCCAUCCACUCAAAAGGAAGGCGCGUUGUCACUACCAAGCUUAGAGCCAGAGAGCCUCUAACCCAAGUUUCAGGAUCCUUGUCGGUAAAUGGGUUUGGAGCAAUGGGGGUAGUUGUUUACACCUGCAAGGUUCCUCCCACUCUGAGUCUGGGGUGCAAGCUUCCUGGUCCACUGGAAAGGACGUUUCGUAGUGAGGUUUGGAGCCAGAGGAAAUGGGUUCAAGCUGUGUCCUUGUGCUUUUACCUUAUCCUCUCCGGGCUCAGUUUCCUCGACUGCGAAGUGAAGGGGGUGGGGAUAGAUGCCCUCUAAAGCCCCUUCCAGCGCUAAGCCUUGAAAUCUGCGCGCAGCUCCGCCGCUGUGCCCGGGCUCCCGGGGCCCGCGCCCCGCCUCCCGCAGAGGCGGCCAUGGUCGCUGCCAAGGCCAUGGCGGCGUGGCGGCUCCCGACGCUGGCAGGGGCCUCCCGGGGAUCGCCGCUGCCCUCCUCGCUGGGUACUCCGACACCCCCCGGCCCUACGCUGUGUUCCGCCUACCGACCAGGCGGCUGCGGCAGCAGCGGAGGCGGCGGCAACGGUUCGGCAGCGCGGGCUCCGGAAGGUCCGGAAGGCAUCGGGCCCGAGCGGCCCGAGAGCCCCGAGCUCACAGCAGCGGAGCAGCGGAUCGCCCAGCUGCACGAGGCCGCCUGCGCGGCUGGCCAACUAAACUAUGUGGAUCCAACCACUGGCUAUUUAGUACUCACCAAAGUGGCCCAUUUGCAGAGAGGAGACUGCUGUGGUUCUGCCUGCAGACAUUGUCCAUAUGGCCAAAUCAACGUUAAAGAUCUGUCGAAGAGGAAGCGAUUCAACUCACUGUUUUAUAUUUGAGAAUUAUUUCAAUUUGUGUUUUCCUUGUAACAGCCUGCAAAAUAAAAUACAAUAAAAGGCCUAAUCUAGAAUUGUUA